This is a messenger RNA of Lacerta agilis (Sand lizard), 2969 nucleotides long. RefSeq names its product methionyl-tRNA synthetase 1 (gene MARS1). The record is from RefSeq and is a predicted model, not a curated record. Gene Ontology annotation, cellular component: aminoacyl-tRNA synthetase multienzyme complex; cytosol. Lineage: Eukaryota; Metazoa; Chordata; Lepidosauria; Squamata; Lacertidae. Bases 66 to 2768 code for a protein of 900 amino acids. The transcript has 22 exons. Gene Ontology annotation, biological process: methionyl-tRNA aminoacylation. Gene Ontology annotation, molecular function: ATP binding; methionine-tRNA ligase activity.
CGUCGGAGUCCGACCCCAGUUGCAUCAGCUGAGGAGCAGAGCGCCGGUCCGACUCCGAAGCGAGCAUGAAGCUGUUCCUCAGCGAAGGCAGUCCCGGGGCGCUGAAGGUGCUGGCGGCUGCCGAAGCCACCGGCGCCCUUGCGGAGCUGAAGUGGGUCCCUCAGGAGGCUCAUGUAGUCCCAUUCCUCACCCGCUCACAGCUGCCAGCUCUGCACUUGGAAAAAGAGUCUUUCCUCUUCUCCACAAAUACGAUUUGCCAGUACUUCUUCCAUUUAUCCGGAAAAGAAAUUCGUGGCUUUGGCCAGGAUGAGAGCAAUUUUUCCAAUCAGUUGUUUGAGUGGGAUGCAACUGAGCUGGAGCCUGCUUUGUCUGCAGCCUUGUAUCUUCAUUUGGUGCAUGGAAAGAAAGGAGAGGAGGUUUUGGAAACUAUUCAGAAACCACUGAACUACAUCGACCAGACCCUUGUCAAAAGGGGUACUCCUUAUCUUACCGGGGAUGCUGAGUCAGCUGUUGAUGUCGUCUUGUGGGGCGCCCUGUUCCCUCUGUUAAGGGACGGAUCCUUCCUGCCAGAUGAGUUAAAAGCCUUGAGGAGAUGGUUCCAGAACAUGAACCAGAAGGAGUACUGCAAGAAGGCUGUUGAAUCUGUAUGGACGCCCAAAGGAUUGCUGGAGCUGAAGGCUUAUUUGCAGAAGCACCCUGCUCCCAACCAGGCUUUUGAGAAGCCAGCUACUAAUGAGCUGAAGGAAGAGGAAUCUGCUCAGAGGUCUCUGUCUGAGGAGGAGAUUGCAACAAUUGCAGAAGUCUGGGUCAGAGGGCCAGCUGGCCUCCCCAAACCUUGGAAGCCACAGCAGCCUAUACUUCCUGUGGAAGGCAUGAAGAACGUGCUGAUCACUAGUGCCCUGCCCUAUGUCAACAACGUGCCUCACCUUGGGAAUAUCAUUGGCUGUGUCCUCAGUGCUGAUACUUUUGCCAGGUACUGUCGUUUGCGCAACUGGAACACACUGUACCUGUGCGGUACUGAUGAGUAUGGCACUGCCACAGAGACAAAGGCCAUGGAGGAGGGGCUGACACCGCAGCAAAUCUGUGAUAAGUACUACACUGUCCAUGCCCAGAUCUACCAGUGGUUCAAAAUCUCCUUUGACUACUUUGGCCGCACCACCACACCCCAUCAGACCAAGAUAGCUCAGGGCAUUUUCCAGAAGCUGCUGGAGCGCAAUUACCUUCUGACAGAGACAGUGGAUCAACUGAAGUGUGAGAACUGUGCACGGUUCCUGGCUGACCGCUUUGUGGAAGGCAUCUGCCCCUUCUGCAACUAUGAAGAGGCCCGUGGGGACCAGUGCGACAAAUGUGGCAAACUGAUCAAUGCCACUGAACUUAAGAAACCAGUUUGCAAAGUCUGCCAAGCGACCCCUGUGGUGAAAUCCUCCCAGCACCUGUUUCUGGACCUGCCCAAGCUAGAAGAGAGCCUGGAAAACUGGCUGUCUGUCUCUCAGUCCACUGGGGACUGGACCCCCAAUGCAAGAUAUAUCAGCCGUUCCUGGAUCCGAGAUGGGCUCAAGCCACGUUGCAUUACUCGUGACCUGAAGUGGGGCACGCCAGUCCCUUUGGAUGACUUCCGUGACAAGGUGUUCUACGUCUGGUUUGAUGCCCCCAUUGGCUACCUGUCCAUUGCAGCCAAUUACACUGACCAAUGGGAGAAAUGGUGGAAGAACCCAGAACAGGUUCAGCUUUAUAACUUCAUGGCCAAGGACAACGUCCCCUUCCAUAGUGUUGUGUUUCCCUGUUCGUUGCUGGGUACUGGGGAUAGAUACACGCUCGUCAACCAUCUUAUUGCAACAGAGUACUUGAACUACGAGGAUGGCAAAUUCUCCAAGAGUCGUGGUGUGGGGGUCUUUGGGGAUAUGGCCAAAGACACAGGCAUCCCUGCAGACAUCUGGCGCUUCUACUUGCUCUACUUGCGGCCUGAGAGCCAGGAUAGUGCCUUCUCUUGGAAUGAUCUCAUGCUUAAAAACAAUUCAGAGCUUCUCAACACCCUUGGCAACUUCAUCAACAGAGCUGGGUCCUUUGUGUGCAAAUUCUUUGGGGGACACGUCCCUACCAUGGAGCUGAGUCAGGAUGACAAAUGUCUGUUGGUUCACAUCACUCUGGAGCUGCGCCAAUACAACCAAUUGUUGGAGAAGGUCAAGAUCCGUGAUGCUCUGCGCAGUAUCCUAAACAUUGCUCGCCUUGGCAACCAGUAUCUCCAGGUCAAUGAACCCUGGAAACGGAUCAAGGGCAGCGAGGCUGACAAGAAGCAAGCAAGCACAGUGAUAGGGGUAGCCGUCAACAUUGCAUCCCUGAUAUCGGUUAUCCUGCAACCGUACAUGCCCAGUGUGAGUGCCGCAAUCCAAGAACAGCUGUGCAUUCCUGCUGACUACAGCGUAGUGACCAACGACUUUGUCUGCACCUUGCCUGCUGGGCAUCAGAUUGGCACGGUGACACCUCUAUUCCAGAAGCUGGAGACAGAACAAAUUGAAAACCUGCGGAAGCGCUUUGGUGGUGGCCAGUUUGAAGACUUCCCUCUGAAUUUGAAGCAAAAAGUUGUAAAAGGUGAGCAGGCAGUAGGAGCAAAGGAGCUUCAGGAAGAAGUAGCCAAACAGGAUAACUACGUGCAGCAGCUGAAGGCUCAGAAUGCUGAGAAGAAGCAGGUUGAUGCUGCAGUCUCAAAAUUAGCAGAACUACAGAAGCAGCUCAACCUGGCUGAGGGAAAAGCCAAAAAGAGAAAGUGAAUUGUCAGGCAGGCAGCAUCUCCUGCCCAGACACUUGGCUCAUUGUAUUUCAGCAAUGGGGGAGUUUCUCACUUUUUCACAAUGUUAAAUUAUUUUGCUGUAGCCCCUUUUCCUAUUUUGUAAUCACAUUUAUGAAAAAAUCAGAAUCCUUUGAAGUGUUUUGAUUAUAUGGUGAGAAAUAAAUAUUUUAUUGGUUAAAUA